Molecule: messenger RNA, 741 nt
Organism: Xiphias gladius (swordfish)
Lineage: Eukaryota; Metazoa; Chordata; Actinopteri; Istiophoriformes; Xiphiidae
Gene: dlx6a
Product: distal-less homeobox 6a
Exons: 3
Coding region: 1-741 (246 amino acids)
Biological process (GO): embryo development; regulation of transcription by RNA polymerase II; cell differentiation
Molecular function (GO): RNA polymerase II cis-regulatory region sequence-specific DNA binding; DNA-binding transcription factor activity, RNA polymerase II-specific
Source: RefSeq, a predicted model, not a curated record
AUGAUGACCAUGACUACGAUGGCUGACGGUCUGGACGCUCAGGACUCGUCCAAGUCUGCUUUCAUGGAGUUUGGGCAGCAGUCGCACUCACAGCAGAGCUCCCCGUCGAUGGCCAGCGGCCACUACCCGCUGCACUGUCUCCACUCCGGCUCACACGCUCACCACCAGCACGACAACACCCCGUACCCGGGGACCAACACCUACAACAGGUCGUUACCCUACCCCUACGUGAGCCACCCGCACCACAGCCCCUACCUGCCGUCCUAUCACAACAACACGGGAGGACAGACAAGGUUAGACGGCACAGAGCAGCAGAAAACGACAGUGAUUGAAAACGGGGAAAUUCGCUUUAACGGGAAAGGCAAGAAGAUUCGCAAACCCCGGACAAUUUAUUCCAGUUUGCAGCUUCAAGCACUGAACCACCGUUUCCAGCAAACACAGUACCUCGCUUUACCGGAGCGCGCCGAGCUGGCUGCCUCUCUAGGACUGACACAAACCCAGGUAAAGAUCUGGUUCCAGAACAAGAGGUCAAAGUUCAAGAAGCUGCUCAAGCAAGGCAGCAACCCGCACGAGAGCGACCCUAUACCGGGCUCCAUGUCCCUCUCCCCGCGCUCUCCGACCAUCCCUCCAAUAUGGGACGUCUCCGCCUCUUCCAAAGGAGUAAACAUGCCGGCCAACAGCUACAUGCCCGGCUACUCUCACUGGUAUUCCUCCCCACAUCAAGAUUCAAUGCAGAGAUAG